GCUUCAGAUUCGCGCUGGUUAUUUCCAUUUUAUUUGUGGAAAUUAUGGGAACGAAAGCUGCACUUAAGACCAUUCGUCAACAUAUCGAUGCCAAGGAAUUCAAGAAAGCAAGGGAGAUUAUAGAGAAUCUGUUGAAGCAGGAUGUAUCUGAUUAUUUGCUGUUCGUCUUCGCAGCAGUUACAAGUGGAGAGAUUGGAAAUGAUCGGGAAGCUGUUAGUUAUUACAAAAAAGCAACCGAGCUUGAUGCAGAAAAGCCUUUAGCGUGGCAAGGAUUAUACAAACUUUAUGAACAAGGGAAGUAUGUUGAUUUGGAACAUGUCCUAAUAGUAACCCGCAAUCUACUACGUAUUCCUGGGAUGACUCCAGAAAAAGUUUAUGCAUAUGAGAGAGAACUGGGUCUUAUUUUACUGAAAUUGAAAAGAUUUGAUGAAGCAUUUUCAAAUCUCGAUCGAUUAGAUGAUGUCGAAUUUUGUCAGGAAGCACUAAAAAUGGUACUGUCCACUGAUGACUGGGAUGGUGAUCGGAAAAAAUUGAUAGAACAGUGUUUAACCAAAAUUGAUAAUGGCAAACUGGACUGUGAAAUUCAUCAGAAAUGUGCAGUAUUACGUUGUUCUUGGGCAGAGACACUAGAGGAAAUACGGAAUGUGUUAAGCUGGCAUGUUAGAUACAUUUCACUCAAUGAUGAAUGGCUAAUUGAUUUAUUGCGAUAUUUUGUUAUUAUCUCCUAUUUGGAGCGACGUCAAGUAGAUCCUUCGGCUGACAUUGUCGAUAUGUUGAGAAAUGCCGUAGAGAGAGAAACAGAAUUCGAACUUCUGUUUGGACAUAUUGAGAAGGCAGAAAUGUCAUUAUCGAUCAAAAAUAUUGAUGAAAAUUUGAGAAACAAUACAUGCAAGUGGCCGUAUAUCGGUUUGGCUGUUCCACUGCUGCUUUUUCAAGAACGCUAUGAACAGGUCAUAUCUCUUCUGGAUAUAACGUUCCCACGCAUACAUCCCGCAAUUACUAAAGCUUUAAGUGAAGAAAUUUUGUGUGCUAGAUGUGAAGCAUUGUACGGUAUUCAUGAUGACAGUGCGUUGGCGGAAUUACGUUUACUGUUGGCUAAUAGUUCAGGCAAAGCGAGAUCUUUAGCGGAAAAUGCUGUAAAAAUUAAUCCGAAAUCGUGGCAAUGGCUAUUGGUUCUUGGCGAAAUUUGUUUGAAAUUGAAUACCGAAGAUGCCUUUGCUACAUCUGCUUUUGUGAAGGUAGCCAAACUAAAUCCAUAUAGUAGCAAAGCUUUUUAUUUUUUGGGAUUAAGUCUGAAGACGAAAAAUCGAAUCAAAGCUAUAGCUUGUUUGGAACGAGCAGCAAAAAUUCGUCCGCAAGAUGCCAAGGUUGCGAAGCUAUUAGACGAACUGCUCAGCUUGGAAGGUCGCAAUGAAGAUCUGUUUAAAUAUUUAUUACAAUAUUCGAAAAUAGUACCUAAAGAUCUUUGGGCACGGAAAAGGUUGGCAUUAUUGGAGCUUCAAAGUGGAAAUAUGGAUGCAGCAAUUGAUCAAAUGCAGCACAUUGUUGCACUUGAUAAGACAGAUGCUGGGAUCUGGACUACACUAGGGGAUGCAUAUAAAAAACGUGGGAACUACCACAGUGCUAUCAAAGCUUUCAAGGAAGCAAUAGAUCUUGAACCGGACAAUGAAAUUGCUCAAAUUCGGUUUAUUCAAAUGUGCCAAGUUACCGGUCAAUUGGAGGAAGCAAUGGAACAAUGUAUGAAGUUGAUAAGACGUGUUGAAAGUGGCCGAAGUGGUACAAAUUGUGUCUAUCUGUUAUAUGCCGAAUCCAUCCUGAAAUUAGCUCAAAAGUCGGCAUACUCCUUGCAGUUUGACCUUCUAAAUAAAUUUUUCGGCUUGGUUGAAAAAGUUUUCGAUCAGAAUCCAGGAUUUGUAUUAUCCUUCAAAUUUGCUGCUGACGCGCUUUUGUUAGCAUCUAGAUAUCACGCUGAUACUUUCCAAUAUUUCGGAUUCCCCAGCACUUGGAAAAUCGGAUCAGUAUUGGAUGCAGUUGAAUUAGCUAUUCAUUUCUGUUAUUUCAUGGUAAAAACACAUCCGGACUGGGCUAGUGCCUGGAAUGAUUUGGGUGUUGCCUUGCUACGGAAAUGCCAACUAACAGAAGAUAACUUUGGAUAUGCAAACCUUGUCGAGUGUUUUAAACGUGCCAUAAAACUUUGCUCAUCGAAAACAAUGAAAUCGACGUACUGGACAAAUCUUUCGGAAGCGGUUGGGUUCAUAGGGAAUGCUUUAACGGUACAGCAUUGUCUUAUACGAGCCAUACAGCUAAACAUAAGAAACGAUACUGCUUGGUUUUUGCUUGGCUUAUUGUAUCUAAAGUUCACUCAGUAUGAUUUAGCACGACGGACUCUGAAUAUGGCUCAAAAAAUCAACCCCGAAUCAGCUGAAAUUUGGUGUGUUUUGGCGACAAUGGCAGAAGCAGAAAAUCAUUAUGAUACGAUGGAUUUAUAUAGACAUUCGUUAACUCUGAGGCCUACUGAGCUGGCGGUGAAAAAGUAUACAUAUUAUCUUAUGAAAAAUUUAGCAGAAGGUAAACAGUUUGAUGAUGCAACAAUGUUCGAUUUUGAAUCCAUCCAUGAAAUUAUUGGAGUAAGUGAGCGCACAGAUGAAUUUAUUUUCUUCGUAAGUUUAUUGGCUGAGCAUUUCUGGUAUAUGGAUUAUGCGAUGCAUUAUAUCAGUUGUUGUCAUGACUGGCCAAAUGAAGAUAUUUGCAAGUUGCAUAAACAACGAAUAGCAUUACGAAGUGGGAAUCAAUAUUUGUUGGAAAAGGUAGAUGCAAUUCGAAAUUUGUCUGUUUUGUAUUCAUCGACUACAGCCGAGAUCUAUGACAAAUUACUGCUGGAAUGUUCGAUUUAUGGACACCUUUUUUCGGCUUUUGAACGAAAUGAUGUUGAGCACUUUCGUGCAAUUUCGAUGAAUGCGAAAAAUAAAAUACAAAUUCCUCUCUUUGUUGCUGCCGUUCUUUAUUUCCAGAAAAAACUGAAUGAUGAUUUCGUUAAUAUUCUGCGCGAUGUAAGACCACGUCAUCAGAUCGUUCUCGUUUAUAUUGCUUGUAAGCAUUAUGAUGAAAGUGAUGAAUUUUCGAUUAAUACAAAUGAAGAAUUGGGCGAAAAAACUAUUAUGCGAUAUGACAAUAUGUCAAAGCGAUUAUGCGAUCUGUUGGCAUUACGCGUUGAGCAAUAUUGUGAAAAUGAAAAGCAUUGA
Messenger RNA from Loa loa (African eye worm), 3242 nucleotides. RefSeq lists its product as hypothetical. The record is from RefSeq and is a predicted model, not a curated record. Bases 45 to 3242 code for a protein of 1065 amino acids. Lineage: Eukaryota; Metazoa; Nematoda; Chromadorea; Rhabditida; Onchocercidae. The transcript is spliced from 20 exons. Gene Ontology annotation, cellular component: Ski complex. Gene Ontology annotation, molecular function: protein binding.